AUGGUUUCUUCUCAAUUAACUGCUUUAAUUGAAAACAAGCCAUUCAAAUCCUCCAAGAACUAUUUCCAAUUCCCAAAAAACCCUCCCAAUGAAACAUCAGAUACUCUUGAAUUGGACUUUUCUGAUACAUUUGGUCCUCUCCCACUGCCAGCUGGCAAUUCUGAAAUUCCAAGCGAUGACCCUGUGGUCAUUUACAGUCGUUCACAUUCUUUAGUGGGUCCCACGCCAUGUGUAAGCCACUUGCUGAAUCUAAGGAAGUUAACCAUAUGUGAAACGGAUGAAUCAUUGGAGGAUUUCAGUGAUGUGAUAGAUAAAGAGAUUGAAGAAGAAGAUUCUGAAAAUGCCUUAGAGGAUUUGGCACGUAUUUAUGCUGCAGAGAUUGUUUCACCUGUUUCUCACCUUCAUGCAAAUGGGAUAAUGCAUAGGGAUCUUAAGCCUGAAAAUAUACUACUUGAUGUGGAUGGACAUGCAUUGCUUACGGAUUUUGGGCUAGCAAAAGAGUUUGAUGAAAAUGCAAGAUCAAAUUCUUUAUGUGGAACAGUAGAAUACAUGUCACCUGAAAUUAUUCUUGUAAAGAAAGGGUGCACUUCAUCACAACUAGCAUUGGCGUGGGUUCACCACCAGGGGAAAGAUGUUGUGCCCAUACCAGGAACCACUAAAAUUGAAAACCUUCAGCAAAACAUUGGAGCUUUAUCUGUGAAACUAACACCACAAGACAUGGUUGAACUUGAAUCUCCACUGGGUCUUGAAACAACUGCAACAUUUGAUCCCCAAACGGACGAGUUUGUCCUUCACAGUCCUACUUUAACUUCAAGCAAAGCAACUGCAGCAAGGGCAGGGAAAUCAAAGUUUAUUAUAAGGGAUGGAACAAACAUGUAUGAUUUCACAUAUGUUGAGAAUGUUGCACAUGCUCAUGUAUGUGCUGAAAGAGCUCUAGCUUCAGAUGGAUCUGCCUCAAAGAGAGCUGCAGGAGAAUUUCUUGCAAAAACUUUGGAUGUUGUUCAAGACAUUGAUUGGGUCAUUUCUCUUGGAAAUGCUUUUGCAAAGCAGUAUGAGCUUUAUACAUAUGAUGAUGAGCAUUCUGCACUACUUCACAGAAAGUUGAUAACAUGA
This is a messenger RNA of Lactuca saligna, 1113 nucleotides long. NCBI's taxonomy places the organism in Eukaryota, Viridiplantae, Streptophyta, Magnoliopsida, Asterales, Asteraceae. The record is from the annotation of a GenBank genome assembly.